Brienomyrus brachyistius is the source of this 5883-nucleotide messenger RNA. It is a transcript of the gene doc2g, whose product is annotated as double C2-like domains, delta. The transcript has 5 exons. The record is from RefSeq and is a predicted model, not a curated record. NCBI's taxonomy places the organism in Eukaryota, Metazoa, Chordata, Actinopteri, Osteoglossiformes, Mormyridae. Bases 3696 to 4685 code for a protein of 329 amino acids. Gene Ontology annotation, cellular component: membrane.
GCCCGCCUGCCAGGACCUGAGCCGGGUGUUUUAUUCUGCGAGGCUGUGACCUGCGUGAAGCCCGCCUGCCGGGACCUGAGCCGGGUGUUUUAUUCUGCGAGGCUGUGACCUGCGUGAAGCCCGCCUGCCGGGACCUGAGCCGGGUGUUUUAUUCUGCGAGGUUGUGACCUGCGUGAAGCCCGCCUGCCGGGACCUUAGCCGGGUGUCUCUGCGAGGCUGCAGCCUGCGUGAAGCCCGCCUGCCGGGACCUGAGCCGGGUGUUUUAUUCUGCGAGGUUGUGACCUGCGUGAAGCCUGCCUGCCAGGACCUGAGCCGGGUGUUUUAUUCUGCGAGGCUGUGACCUGCGUGAAGCCCGCCUUCCGGGACCUGAGCCGGGUGUUUUAUUCUGCGAGGUUGUGACCUGCGUGAAGCCCGCCUGCCGGGACCUUAGCCGGGUGUCUCUGCGAGGCUGUGACCUGCGUGAAGCCCGCCUUCCGGGACCUGAGCCGGGUGUUUCUGCGAGGCUGCGACCUGUGUGAAGCCCGCCUGCCGGGACCUUAGCCGGGUGUCUCUGCGAAGCUGUGACCUGCGUGAAGCCUGCCUGCCGGGACCUGAGCCGGGUGUUUCUGCGAGGCUGCGACCUGCGUGAAGCCUGCCUGCCGGGACCUGAGCCGGGUGUUUCUGCGAGGCUGCGACCUGCGUGAAGCCCGCCUGCCGGGACCUGAGCCGGGUGUUUCUGAGAGGCUGCGGCCUGCGUGAAGCCUGCCUGCCGGGACCUGAGCCGGGUGUUUCUGCGAGGCUGCGGCCUGCGUGAAGCCUGCCUGCCGGGACCUGAGCCGGGUGUUUCUGCGAGGCUGCGGCCUGCGUGAAGCCCGCCUGCCGGGACCUGAGCCGGGUCUGUCUGCAAGGCAGCGGCCUGCGUGAAGCCCACCUGCCGGGACCUGAGCCGGGUGUGUCUGCAAGGCAGCGGCCUGCGUGAAGCCCACCUGCCGGGACCUGAGCCGGGUCUGUCUGCAAGGCAGCGGCCUGUGUGAAGCCCGCCUGCCGGGACCUGAGCCGGGUGUGUCUGCAAGGCAGCGGCCUGCGUGAAGCCCGCCUGCCGGGACCUGAGCCGGGUCUGUCUGCAAGGCAGCGGCCUGUCUGAGUCCCGCUUGCUGGGCCCUGAACUGAGUGUUUCCGUGACCCCCCCCGUCCACCACUCACUUACCUGCUUUCAGAUAGCUAAACGCUUCAUGCUAGAUCACUCACGUUUUUAUUGCCAGCUACUGGUUUUGCGCAUCUUUGCUCUCAGGAGCAUCUUGAUCAGGCUAUGGUAGGGUCAGUGUAGGUCGGAAGACAAAGAGGUGUGUCUCUGCGUCUGUCAGAGAAAAGUUCUGUCUCAGAGUGUCUUUAGCAUUCACUGCCUUCACUUUACUGAAAGAACAAUGCUUGCUUUUCUGCCUGUGUUUUUGAUGUGAUAAUUGAUCUUUUUUUUUCAUUUUGUGCUCAUUCAGGUCCUGUCUUUUUCUAAACCAGACUGUUUUUGCAGCUAUUUUGGAAUCGGUCAUUAACAUAUGUGCGCCAGCCAUAUUCGCAGCUCCUGUGCCCCUUGGCUCUGCCUGCUAAUUUCAGCAUCACUGAGCUGCUGUCGUUUCCCGGCUGCGCCUGUAGCGUAGCUGUUGGCGAGCUGUUUACAUGCCACUGUAACUGUUUCAGCAGCCAGCUCUCUGUAUAGGGCAUGAUUUGGGUCUAUGGUAGGGGCACCGGGCUGGCAGUGACAACCCCCCCCCAGCCCCGCAGAGCCAUGUAAAAAGGACCAUGGUGCCCCCUCACCUGCCAUGUGCUGGGAGGGGGGGUACAUAGGAGUGACUCCUUCAUGUUUGGGUAGGGGAUCAGAAUAAGCAACAAAUCACCCUGUGGUUUUCCCAAGGCUCCAUAACUGAGUCCAGCUAUAUGGAGGAAGGUUUCUCAAUCAUGGAGGGGGGGGCAGCCGUAUCUGUAUGAUGAGUGGCGGCUUUGAGGAAGCCAGAUCACCUACUCUCCCCUCACUCUCCUUGUCUAUCUCCCUUUUUUACCUCACUUUUGCUCUUUCUCCAUGUCUCCCUCUCUCUUCCCUGCUUCCCUAUCCUCUCUCUCCCUCUUUCUCCAUGUCUCCCUCUCUCUUCCCUGUUCCCCUCUCCUCUCUCUCCCUCUUCUUCUAUUUCUCUCUCUCUUCCCUGCUCCCCCUCCUCUCUCUCCCUCUUUCUCCAUGUCUCUCUCUCUCUUCCCUGCUCCCCUCUCCUCUCUCUCCCUCUUCUUCUAUUUCUCUCUCUUCCCUGCUCCCCUCUCCUCUCUCUCCCUCUUUCUCCAUGUCUCUCUCUCUCUUCCCUGCUCCCCUCUCUCCCUCUUCUUCUAUUUCUCCCUCUUCCCUGCUCCCCUCUCCUCUCUCUCCCUCUUCUUCUAUUUCUGUCUCUCUUCCCUGCUUCCCUCUCCUCUCUCUCCCUCUUUCUCCAUGUCUCCCUCUCUCUUCCCUGCUCCCCUCUCCUCUCUCUCCCUCUUCUUCUAUUUCUCCCUCUUCCCUGCUCCCCUCCCCGCUCUCUCUCAGAGUUUCUGGCAGGAACCACAUUUCAGCAUAAAUAUUCAAAGCCAGAAUGAAAGCUAAAAACAGCAGUGUGAGGACAGGAAAACACUAAAAUCAUGUCCUGUUAAGUCUCUCUUCUCCUCUCCACCCAUUUCUCUCCCAAAUUAAACAAGUGCUUCAUUAACAUGAAAAGCAAUGGCAUUUUGAAAAUGAUCUGAAAAAUGAUUACCUUUGAAAACAGAUGAAUGAUAAAUCGCCUUAUUUGUCCUUCUUUGGCCUGAAUGAGCAGAUGUGGCCACUGGCCUCUGGGCCUCUUCAUCUAGACCCCCCCUUAUUUGUCUGCUUUCAUACAGGGUGCAUUAACCACGGUCAGGAGCACCCCCCCCCCCCCCCCAUCCCAUGUCUUUUCCGGGCCUCUACGCCCCAACGGGCCAGAUCUGUCUGUGAUCAUGUCAGCCUCGUCGAUUUAUUUUCAUACACAGAAAGUUUUGGACUUCUGUGAAGUUUCCCGAACCACCGAAGGCGUGUUUUAAUGGAUAUUUCCGGAAGCAGGUGCUGGUGUGAUGGCGCCCCGCCAGGCUUCGCUGACAUUUCAUGCCUGUUUUCGCUUUUGCACAUCAGCACGCUGCUGGGGAAUUUCCUGCUGGAUGUCAGAUUUUUGAGGCAUCUUGUGUCGGCAGCAACAGUUUAAUGCAUAGGUGACCCCAGUCUAAUGUCUAUGGCCCUGGCAGACAUUAGGGCCCCACCCCACCCCAGAAAAAGAGAAUGGAUAGUCAAGUCGGUAUCACCUGAGAGUCCAUGCUGAUGUCAGUCUAGGGCCCCUGGAUAAGUUAAUCCGCCCGUGAGUGUAGGAUCCAUACACCCUUUAUCAUUGAUUCACCCAGCUUGUGUUUUUAAGUCUUUUUCUUACAUUUCUGUGUUCCUCGUGCCCUUUUUCACGUUUCCGUGUUCCUCGCGCCUACUUUCCGUUCUUUGUUCCUCAUGCUUUUUUUGUUACUGUGUCCCUCACGCCUUCUUUCUGUUUUUCAUUCCUCACACCUUUUUCACAUUUCUGUGUUCCAUAAGCUGCCUUUCUUCUUUUGUUCCUCAUGCCUUUUUUGUUACUGCCUUCCUCACGCCAUCUGUGUUCUUUGUUCCUCAUAUCUUUUUUACAUUUCUCUGUUCUCACACCUUUUUUAUGUUACUAUGUUCCUCACACCUAUUUCUCUUCUCUGUGUUCAUCACACCUUUUCAUUUUUUGUUCCUCGUGCCUUUUUUUCUUAUUGUGUUCCUCACACCUUCAUUACAUUUCUGUGUUCCUCACACCUUCAUUACAUUUCUGUGUUCCUCACGCCUUCAUUACGGUUCUGUGUUCCUCACGCCUUCAUUACGUUUCUGUGUUCCUCACGCCUUCAUUACGUUUCUCUGUUCCUCACGCCUUCAUUACAUUUCUGUGUUCCUCACGCUUUCAUUACGUUUCUCUGUUCCUCACGCCUUCAUUACGUUUCUCUGUUCCUCACGCCUUCAUUAUGUUGCUGUGUUCCUCACACCUUCAUUACAUUUCUGUGUUCCUCACACCUUCAUUACAUUUCUCUGUUCCUCACGCCUUCAUUACAUUUCUGUGUUCCUCACACCUUCAUUACAUUUCUGUGUUCCUCACACCUUCAUUACAUUUCUGUGUUCCUCACGCCUUCAUUACGGUUCUGUAUUCCGCAUGACUACUUUUACAUUUCUCUGUUCCUCACGCCUUCGUUUAAUUUCUCUGUUCCUCACCCUUUCAUUACGGUUCUGUGUUCCUCACACCUUCAUUACGGUUCUGUGUUCCUCAUGCCUUCUUUACAUUUCUGUGCCCCUCCUUCUUUUGUUUAACAUCCCCAGUGUCCUGCAGCCAGAGGCGGGCAAGAAAUCUAAAUACAAGACAUCAGUGAAGAAGAAGACCCUUAACCCGGAGUUCAAUGAGGAGUUUUUUUAUGAAGUUCCUCAUGACCAGCUGGCCAAGAAGACGCUGGAGAUCUCCGUGUGGGACUACGACCUGGGGAUGAGUAACGACUUCAUUGGGGGGGUGGAGCUGGGUAUCAACGCCAAGGGGGAGAGGCUGAGGCACUGGUUUGAGUGUCUGAAACACAUAGGGAAGAAAGUAGAGUACUGGCACACACUGACACAGCAGGGUCAGCCGAGCAGCGACUGACACACUCACUGACACACACACAGACUGACAUACUCACUCACACACACAGAGGCUGACACACUCACUCACCCACUCACACACAGAUACACAUGCACAGUGACACACACAGACAUAAAAGGACAAACAAGCACACACACACACACACACACACACACACACACUGACACUGUUAAGAUAAAUAAGAUAGUAAUAAUGAAUGAAUCAUUAUAACCAUAAUUAUGGAUUUAUGAAUUCAUACAUUUCACAGUUGAUAUAAAAAGCCACUGUGCAGGUACUGCAAUAAUGUCAUAAAACCGAUAAUAGUGAUGAUUAUAACAGUAAUAAUAACAGAGACCCCUGCCGCCCAUUCGCCGCUCCUUGGAGGUUCCCUCUGUGAACUCAUCACCACAGCGACAUUCUGGAUGUGGUGGAUGUGCUUGCUGGGUUCCCGUCCCGUCAGUCAGCAUCACGACGUCAUCUGUCCCAUGUGAGACCUGGAACUGCCCUGUGUUGGUCUUGGUCCUCGUCAAUACAAAGCAAUCCUGAGUAGCACAGACAAAAGCACAAGACCGCUCCGUGUUCGUCAGUGUAGCCCAGUGUCUCCCCCCAGUGGUGCGUGGCUGUACGUGUACGUGUUGCUAUGUGAACUGACUCCUGUGCUCUCAGCUGCCCUCCUCCCCCAGGCAGACCUGCACGGAGCGAGCAGCUGGAGCGGGGGUACGUCUGCUGACAUCGCACUGAUGCGGGGCUUGCCAUGCCCUCCCUCCCGGUGCUAGGACACCCCGGGACCUCGGGCGUUUAUCACCCGUCCCCCAGCCCCCAACAGACAUGAAUCACCAUCAGACCGGAACAUGUGACCAGAACGUGUGGAGACCCACCCGGCUUCAUGCCCCAGGGGCUGCUGGGAUAGGGUGCAUAUGACAAGGAAGACGUACACAUACCCAUAUGGGGCGGGGGUGGGGCAGGGCAGGGGUGGAGAUGCGAGCGGAGGCAGGGGCAUAUUAGUGUCUAUGCACUUUUGCACACGGUGGCCAUCUGCCAGUUGUGUUUACGUCGACAGUGUACUAAUCCAUCACUCUCGAGCAUGAGCAUAAUGAUGUUACGACAUUUCGUUUCGUAACGUUUUUGUAUUCUUGAUGUCUGUGUGAGAUAAUGUCAUGUGACCGCCAUCGUGUGGUGAGUCUGUGUAAGUGCAGCAAAAAUAAAUGGAAUAUAUGUU